AUGGCUACUCUGAUCAAGGUGCCGUGCUCGUCGGCUAACAUUGGCCCCGGCUUCGACGUCAUUGGCCUCGCCCUCAACCUGUACCUCGAGCUCGAGGUCACAGUCAGCAAGAAGGACCGCUCGGAGCACUCGCUCAACUGCAACAUCACCUACGAGGGCGUUGGCGCAGAAGACGUGCCCCUCGUCGCCGAAGACAACCUCAUCACGCGCACCGCCGUCUACGUGCUCCGCUGCAAUGGCGUCCGCGCAUUCCCGGCCGAGACCCACGUCCACGUCAAGAACCCGAUACCACUGGGCCGCGGCCUGGGCUCCUCUGCGGCAGCCAUCGUUGCGGGCGUGUACCUGGCGAACGAGGUCGGCAACCUGAAGCUGUCCAAGGCGCGCAUGCUGGACUACUGCCUCAUGGAGGAGCGCCACCCGGACAACGUCGCGGCGGCGCUGUAUGGAGGAUUCGUGGGCACAUACCUGAACGAGCUGUCGCCCGAGGACACAGAGCGGCUCGAGAUCCCUCUCAGCGAGGUCCUCCCGGAGCCUGCUGGUGGUGUUGACACCGGUCUGCGGCCGCCACAGCCCCCGCUCAACAUCGGACACUACACCAAGUUCCCCUGGUCGUCGGACAUCAAGUGCAUCUGCAUCAUCCCCCAGUUCGAGGUGUCUACCGCAAAGGCUCGCGCCGUCCUGCCAGAGUCGUAUUCGCGCAAGGAUGCCAUCUUCAACAUGCAGAGGCUCGCCGUCCUCACCACUGCUCUCGGACAGUCUCCUCCCGACCCCGACAUGAUCUACACAGCCAUGCAGGACAAGCUUCACCAGCCCUACCGCAGUGGCCUCAUCCCCGGCCUCACGGAGAUGCUCCAGUCCGUCACUCCCCAGUCACACCCCGGUCUGCUCGGUAUCUGCCUUUCAGGUGCCGGUCCCACGAUCCUCGCGCUCGCGACCGACAACUUCGACUCAAUAGCGAACCACCUGCUCGCCGAAUUCCAGAAGGAGGGCAUCACAUGCGACUGGAAGCUCCUCCAGCCCGCCACAGACGGCGCCACGGUCUCCAACUCCCUCAACUCCACACAGGCCGAAGCCAUGACGUACGCCUCCUCAGGCGUCAGCAUCGAUGCCGGCAACCAGCUCGUCCAGCAGAUCAAGGCUUCCACAAAAUCUACACGGCGCCCCGGCGCAGACGGCGAGAUUGGCGGCUUCGGUGGCAUUCUCGACCUCCAGGCUGCUGGCUACGCAGAGGCGCCCAUCCUCGUCGGCGCCAUCGACGGCAUCGGCACAAAGGUCAAGAUCGCGUUCGAGAUGGGCAAGCACGACACUGUCGGUAUCGACCUCGUCGCCAUGAACGUCAACGAUCUUGUCGUCCAGGGCGCGGAGCCCCUCAUGUUCCUCGAUUACUACGCCUGCUCGAAACUCGACAUCGCAUCGGCAGCCAAGUUCAUCGAAGGCGUCGCAAACGGCUGCAGACAAUCCGGCGCCGCGCUCGUCGGCGGCGAGACAGCAGAAAUGCCCGGCAUCUACCAAGAAGGCGAGUACGACGCCGGCGGUGCCGCAAUCGGCGCAAUCAAAAAGGGCGCGACCAUCCUCCCCGACACGGCAGCCAUGCGGGAAGGCGAUAUCCUCCUCGGCAUGUCGUCGAGCGGCGUCCACUCCAACGGCUUCUCCCUCGUCCGCAAGAUCGUCGAGCGCAGUGGUCUGUCCUUCCACGACACCGCGCCAUGGUCGCCAGAGCAAAACAUCGGUACUGCGCUCCUCACACCCACGAAGAUCUACGUUAAGCCGCUUCUCGCUGCCGUUCGCAAGAACUUGCUGAAGGGUAUGGCGCACAUCACAGGAGGGGGUCUGAGUGAAAACAUCCCCCGUAUGCUGCCUAAGACGCUGACGGCUGAGCUCGAUGCGAAGACGUGGCCGCUGCCGGAGGUGUUCAAGUGGCUAAAGAAGACGGGCAGCCUGGAGCACAGCGAGUUUCAGAGGACGUUCAAUACCGGUCUGGGUAUGGUUAUUGUUGUCAGCCCGGAGAAUGCGAAGGCGGCGUUGGAGCUGCUGCAAGGGGAGGGUGAGAGCGUGUAUGAGAUCGGGCGACUGAUCAAGAGGGGCGAGGAGGAGGAGGAGGUUGUUGUUCACAACAUGGACGUUUGGGGUUAG
Macroventuria anomochaeta is the source of this 2133-nucleotide messenger RNA. RefSeq names its product phosphoribosylformylglycinamidine cyclo-ligase. Gene Ontology annotation, cellular component: cytosol. Gene Ontology annotation, biological process: adenine biosynthetic process; L-threonine metabolic process; 'de novo' IMP biosynthetic process. Bases 1 to 2133 code for a protein of 710 amino acids. The record is from RefSeq and is a predicted model, not a curated record. NCBI's taxonomy places the organism in Eukaryota, Fungi, Ascomycota, Dothideomycetes, Pleosporales, Didymellaceae. Gene Ontology annotation, molecular function: phosphoribosylamine-glycine ligase activity; phosphoribosylformylglycinamidine cyclo-ligase activity; ATP binding. The transcript has a single exon.